AUGUGGCCGCUGCAGGCUGCGGGCUGCGGCCACUCCGGGCUUCACGGCGCGCACACAGCCACUGCUCAGUGCGGCUGCGACGAGUGCGUGGUGUCGCGCCAGGAGGACUCGCUGCGCCACUCGCGGUCCCGCAUCAACGCGUACCGCGCGCUGGCCAGCCCCUCGCUCAUCGCGCUCUCCUCCAAGGACCCCAUCCUGACCGCCUUCGAGCUGUCCUGGGAGCUGCGCCGCCUCAGCUUCAUGGAGCACGAGUUCAAGUGCGAGUACCAGGAGCUGCGCAAGCAGUGCCAGGACUUCGCGACGGCGCUGCUGGACCACACGCGCAGCAGCUACGAGCUGGAGGUGCUGCUCAACCACGACCCCACGGGCCCGGCCUUCGAGCACGGCGAGCGCAUGCACCUCAACCGCCUCAAGCUGGCCAUCAAGCUGCGGCAGAAGAAGUUCGUGGCGCACCCGAACGUGCAGCAGCUGCUGGCGUCCAUCUGGUACGAGGGGCUGCCCGGCUUCCGGCGCAAGAACAUGGUGCUGCAGGCGCUGGAGAUCGUGCGCAUCGGCAUCCUGUUCCCGCUCUUCUCGUUCAUGUACGUCGUCGCGCCGCACUCCCGCUUCGGCCAGACGAUGCGCAAGCCCUUCAUCAAGUUCAUCUGCCACUCCGCCUCCUACUUCACCUUCCUCUUCCUGCUGAUCCUGGCGUCGCAGCGCAUCGAGUCUGUGAUCGGGGACUGGUUCGGCAACGACACCGAGCGCCGGCCGCAGCCGCGCCAGGUGGACGUGACGGCGAUGCGCGGCGGCCCGCCCUCCGUCGUCGAGUGCAUGAUCCUCGCCUGGGUCUGCGGACUGAUUUGGAGUGAGGUGAAGCAGCUGUGGGACGUCGGCCUGGAGGAGUACGCCAACGACAUGUGGAACGUAAUCGACUUCGUGACCAACUCGCUAUACGUGGCGACGGUGGCGCUGCGCGUCGUCGCCUACUACCAGGUGCAGAAGGAGCUGGCGCUCCGCAGGGAGACAGAGGGUCCAGCUCCGCGGGACCUGCCGCGCGAGGAGUGGGACACCUGGGACCCCAUGCUCAUCGCCGAGGGCCUCUUCUCCGCCGCCAACAUCUUCAGCUCUCUGAAGCUGGUGUACAUAUUCUCCGUCAACCCGUACCUGGGACCUCUGCAGGUCUCCCUGAGCCGCAUGGUGCUGGACAUCAUGAAGUUCUUCUUCCUCUACGUUUUAGUACUCUUCGCCUUCUCUUGCGGGCUGAACCAGUUGCUGUGGUACUACGCGGACAUGGAGAAGCAGCGCUGCCCCAAUGGAACAGCCACAUCCCCUCCCCCAGGCUCCAUGGACCCCAAGGACCCCGACGCCUGCGUGGUUUGGCGCCGGUUCGCCAACCUGUUCGAGACGACGCAAACCCUUUUCUGGGCCGUGUUUGGCCUGGUUGACCUCGACAACUUCGAGCUGGCCGGCAUCAAGAGCUUCACGCGCUUCUGGGGGAUGCUCAUGUUCGGCACCUACUCCGUCAUCAACAUCGUGGUGCUGCUCAACCUGCUCAUCGCCAUGAUGAACCACUCCUACCAGCUCAUUUCCGUAAGUUCUGAGCGGGCCGACGUGGAGUGGAAGUUCGCGCGGAGUAAGCUGUGGAUCUCGUACUUCGAAGAGGGCGGCACCGUGCCGCCGCCCUUCAACAUCGUGCCCACCCCCAAGAGCGUCUGGUACUUCAUCCAGUGGGUGCAGCGCCGCCUCUGCGGGCACUCCCGCGCCGCCAAGAAGGAGCACAUGCGCACCAUCCGGCGGAAGGUGAAGCAAGCGAGCGAGAGGGACUUCCGGUACCAGAGCAUAAUGCGCAACCUGGUGCGGCGCUACGUGACGGUGGAGCAGCGCAAGGCGGAGAACGAGGGCGUCACCGAGGACGACGUCAACGAGAUCAAGCAGGACAUCUCGGCCUUCCGCUGCGAGCUCAUCGAGAUCCUCAAGAACUCCGGCAUGAACACGUCCACGGCCGCCGGCAUGGGCACCGGCUCGGGCGGCAAGAAGAACCGGCAGAAGGAGCGCCGCCUGAUGAAGGGCUUCAACAUCGCGCCGGCGCCGCAGACGUCGGGCGCGCCGCUCGGCUCGGUGGCGGAGCUGAUGGCCAGCCUGGCGCACCACCAGUCGGUGGCGGCGGCGGCCGCGGCGGGCAUUGGCAGGUUCCACAUGAAGCGGUCGUCGUCGCACAAGCGGCGCUGGGGCACGCUGAUCGAGGCGGCGCGCUCGGGCCGUGUGAGCCGGCUGAUCGGCCGCAGCCGCUCCGAGGACUCGGUGUGCGGCUGCCACAGCCAGGGCUGCCCGCAGCACGGCCACGGCCAAGGACACGGCGCGUGCACGGUGGCGGCCGCUGGGGUGGCCAACAGCGCCAGCCCCGCCUCCACAGAGUCGCCGUCCGACUCGAACCCCAGCCUCAGCGAGGGCCUGCACCACCCGCACCACAACAGCUCCAGCACCAACGGAGGAGGCAGCGGGGGCGGGCCCCUCGCCGCGCUCAAGCGCAAGAGGAAGAAGUUCUCCGCGUCGCGCGCCGUCGACGCUGUCGAGGUGCCUGCAGGUGCGAGCGCGCUGUCGCCGUGUUGCGGCCGCCGCCAGCUGCAGCUGCAGAGGGCAUCCAGCGUGCCGACGCGCUCCUGCGAGGCCGUGCUGGCCGCGCCGCCGCCCGCGCACCACCCCCACCCCCACCGCCACCACCUGCAGCAGCCGCCGCAGCCGCCGCAGUCCGUGCAAGUGUCGACGACGACGAGCGGCGAUGCGCGGCUCGUGCGUCACGAUCAGAGUGCAAAUUUCCACCAGGAUGCACAGCAGCAAUGUCAAGAACCACAGGUGUCAUCAAGCUCAACUACAACGGCGACAUCAACAACAGAGACAGACACGACUGUCAUUUCUGGUGAGCAGCAGCAGCAACAGGGAGUGACUAAGCUGCCACGCAAUGGCUCUGUGGUGGUGGCAGCACUGCCACACCUGCCGGGAAUCCAGCCACUCAGUGGACACGACGGCUCAGCUGGUUGGCUGUGA
Schistocerca americana (American grasshopper) is the source of this 3027-nucleotide messenger RNA. RefSeq names its product transient receptor potential-gamma protein-like. Bases 1 to 3027 code for a protein of 1008 amino acids. Gene Ontology annotation, biological process: regulation of cytosolic calcium ion concentration; calcium ion transmembrane transport; manganese ion transport. Gene Ontology annotation, molecular function: store-operated calcium channel activity; inositol 1,4,5 trisphosphate binding. The record is from RefSeq and is a predicted model, not a curated record. The transcript has 19 exons. NCBI's taxonomy places the organism in Eukaryota, Metazoa, Arthropoda, Insecta, Orthoptera, Acrididae. Gene Ontology annotation, cellular component: cation channel complex; membrane.